UGAUGUGAUUACAGAAUCACCCCAGUGACAUGUUGCCCAGUUCACCAGAAUGAAGCUUUGAGUCUUCCCUGUGGUGAUCUCUGAAAUUUGCUCAGUGAGCACCCCUAAUUUUGCUGAUUUAUUGCUGAUAAUCACUCACAAUGGAAACCAAUCAAAAAUGCGGGGAUGGACUGACUGGCAUGCAGAAAGAGGCUGCACUGCGUGCUCUCAUCCAGAGUACAGGAUAUCAAUUGCACCAGGAAAAUGGCCAGAGGAGAUAUGGAGGUCCACCACCUGGUUGGGAAGGUCCACCACCAGAGAGGGGCAGUGAAAUCUUUAUUGGUAAAUUACCUCGAGACCUCUUUGAGGAUGAGCUGGUUCCUCUGUGUGAAAAAUUUGGCAAAAUAUAUGAAGUACGGAUGAUGAUGGAUUUUAGGAACAACCGAGGUUAUGCUUUCGUCACCUUCAGUACAAAACAAGAAGCCAAGAAUGCCAUGAAGCAACUCAAUAAUUAUGAAAUAAGGAACGGUCGUCUGCUGGGGGUGUGUGCCAGCGUAGACAACUGCCGCCUGUUUGUGGGAGGCAUCCCAAAAACGAAAAAGAAAGAAGAAAUCCUGGCUGAGAUAAAGAAGGUGACUGAUGGUGUGGUGGAGGUGAUUGUUUACCCCAGUGCUGCUGACAAGAGCAAGAAUAGAGGCUUUGCCUUUGUUGAGUACGAGAGCCACCGUGCCGCAGCCAUGGCCAGGAGGAAACUGCUGCCAGGCCGGAUCCAGCUGUGGGGUCACGCCAUUGCUGUGGACUGGGCAGAGCCAGAAGUAGAAGUGGAUGAGGACACAAUGUCCACUGUGAAGAUCCUGUACAUUAGGAACCUCAUGUUGGCCACCACAGAAGAAACUAUUGAGAUGGAGUUCAAUGCCAUCAAACCAGGUUCAGUGGAGAGGGUGAAGAAGAUCAGGGACUAUGCAUUUGUUCACUUCUCUCAGAGAGAGGAUGCCAUUGCAGCUAUGAAUGCGUUAAACGGAAAGGUGAUUGAUGGCUCUCCUAUAGAAGUGACGCUGGCCAAGCCAGUGGAUAAGGACAGUUAUGUGCGUUACACUCGUGGCACAGGGGGGCGAGGGGCGGCUCUGCUGCAGGGCGACUACACCUACACACUGGGUCAGAUGUAUGAUCCUUCAGCCGCAUACAUGGGUGCCCCGGUCUUUUAUGCUCCUCAUGCUUACGCAGCUCUGCCCAAUCAAUUCCGCUUCCCUACUGCUAAAGGCCAUGUGAGCCCUCGAGGUCUGGUGCGUCCACCUUCUGUCAGAGGGGCGGCAGGUGUGCGCGGGCUGGGCGGUCGAGGCUACCUCGCCUACACAGGCGUAGGCCGUGGCUGCCCCACGUAUCAGCUAAAGUCUGACAAACACUCUGAGGACAAACUCUAUGACCUUCUCCCUGGCAUGGAACUCACGCCCAUGAAUCCCGUCACACUGAAGCCACAGGGAAUUAAACACUCUCCACAGAUCUUGGAGGAUAUUUGUCAGAAGAAUAACUGGGGACAGCCAUUAUACCAACUUCACUCUGCCAUUGGACCAGAUCAGAGGCAACUGUUCCUUUACAAAGUCACCAUCCCUGCUUUGGCCACUCAGUACCCUAACAUACACCCAUUUACUCCAGCAAAAUUGUGUGCAGCAGUGGAUGAAGCUAAAAUCCAUGCAGCGGAGCACACACUGCAGACUCUGGGCCUACACACAGAGGGCGCCGAUACUUCUGCUGCAGCUGCUGCUGCCGCCGCUGCUGCCGUCGCCACUGCUGCUGUGGCAUUCCCAGGUUAUGCAAUUGCUAACACCACUGGCACCGUCGCUGCUUCUCAGCUCAAACAAACCCUGACACUGGGGCAGGAUCUUGCAGCCUACGCCACCUAUGAGGGCUAUCCAGCUUUUGCCAUCACCACCCGUGGAGAUGCUUACGGCGUGUUCUAAGAACCAGCAAGCAGCUCAGAGUCUGUUGUGGCCAUUCGGAUCUAGAACAUACGUUUUAAGUUGCGCAGAUGAAUGCUAACGUUGCCUGAAUGCCACUUUUUCUAGUUCAUGUCAGUUCCAUUAUACACUAUAGAAAUUUGCAGGUUUUUGUCUUGAAAUGUCUUUGAUACAUAAGUUGUUCGGGGAAAAUAAGUCCAUCCAUGCAGCUCUUUAAAGAGACAACACUGUGCAACCUGAGAUCAGAAUUUAAAAGCAAGGUUUUGUAGGUUAUUAAAACUGCCUUUAAAUGUACAGUUAGAACUUUAAUAGUUUAUAAUCCAGAAAACACAUUGCUCCAUUGCUAAGGAUAUUGCCAUAGAGCUUUGAUAUUGAUUUAUUUGGUAUUUAAAGUUUGUGGUAGUUGUGCAUGUGUUUCAGGAUUUACUUUAAUAAAAGAAAUAUAUCAGGAAAGUUUGAUAUAGCAAAAGCUUAUAUAUAUACAGUACAGACCAAAAGUUUGGACACACCUUCUCAUUCAAAGAGUUUUC
Silurus meridionalis is the source of this 2464-nucleotide messenger RNA. RefSeq names its product apobec1 complementation factor (gene a1cf). Gene Ontology annotation, molecular function: mRNA binding. Gene Ontology annotation, cellular component: nucleus. NCBI's taxonomy places the organism in Eukaryota, Metazoa, Chordata, Actinopteri, Siluriformes, Siluridae. The record is from RefSeq and is a predicted model, not a curated record.